This is a messenger RNA of Carassius gibelio (silver crucian carp), 2435 nucleotides long. RefSeq names its product opioid receptor, mu 1 (gene oprm1). Gene Ontology annotation, biological process: neuropeptide signaling pathway; G protein-coupled opioid receptor signaling pathway; sensory perception of pain. The transcript has 3 exons. The coding region runs from base 279 to 1430 and encodes 383 amino acids. Lineage: Eukaryota; Metazoa; Chordata; Actinopteri; Cypriniformes; Cyprinidae. Gene Ontology annotation, cellular component: neuron projection; membrane. The record is from RefSeq and is a predicted model, not a curated record. Gene Ontology annotation, molecular function: G-protein alpha-subunit binding; G-protein beta-subunit binding; beta-endorphin receptor activity.
UGAAAAGCCUCUAGUCAUGUGCAUAUAUAUGUGUGACGUCAUUGUGUCGAAUAAAACGCGAAUACGCGCUAUAAGAGACGCUCGAUACAGUUUCACGAGGGUAAUGUAAGAGCAGCGGAGUCAUAAACAAAGACUGGUGGCUGUACUUGCAGUAGCAACAGACCGUCUAAGCUAGAACGGUUGAGACUCGGAGCGUUUUGAAGUCGGACAGGUAUCGUUAUCGCAAAACGUGAUUGAUAAACCUCGCGCGUAAAGAACGCAGCUGAACACCAUUUGCCAUGGAAACCAUUGGCAACAUUUCGGACUUUUUCUAUGCGCUUUCUAACCCGGCGAUGUCGAACAGCAGCGUAUUCUGCCGAAACUUCAGCAACAGCUCCAGUCUCGUGAACAUGAACAGCUCCAGAUGUGACAGGACGGCUGAGCUGGACAAAAGCUCAACUCCUGUGAUAGUGGCGAUCAUCAUCACUGCGCUGUACUCUAUAGUGUGUGUGGUGGGACUGGUGGGCAACGUCCUCGUCAUGUAUGUUAUUAUAAGAUACACCAAAAUGAAAACUGCGACCAACAUCUACAUCUUUAACCUUGCUUUAGCAGAUGCCUUAGCGACAAGCACUCUACCGUUCCAGAGUGUGAAUUACCUGAUGGGUACGUGGCCCUUCGGAGACGUGCUGUGCAAGAUCGUGAUGUCCAUUGAUUACUACAACAUGUUCACCAGUAUCUUUACCCUCACCACUAUGAGUAUCGACCGUUACAUUGCUGUUUGCCACCCGGUUAAAGCCCUGGACUUCAGAACCCCCCGUAAUGCCAAGAUUGUCAACGUGUGUAACUGGAUCCUCUCAUCUGCCAUCGGUCUCCCUGUCAUGGUCAUGGCCUCCACUACUAUUGACUACCACAGCAGUCCGUUUGGCAUUACUGACUGCACUUUGCUCUUUCCCCAUCCUUCCUGGUACUGGGAGAACCUCCUGAAGAUCUGCGUCUUCAUCUUCGCCUUCAUCAUGCCCGUCCUCAUCAUCACCAUCUGUUAUGGCUUAAUGAUCCUCCGCCUGAAGAGUGUACGCAUGCUGUCUGGCUCCAAGGAGAAGGACCGCAACCUCCGGCGCAUCACCCGAAUGGUUCUGGUAGUGGUGGCAGUUUUCAUCGUCUGCUGGACACCGAUCCAUAUUUUCGUCAUCAUCAAGGCCCUGGUGACCAUUCCCAACUCGCUCCUGCAGACCGUCACCUGGCAUUUCUGCAUCGCCCUCGGCUACACCAACAGCUGCCUCAACCCAGUGCUCUACGCCUUCUUGGAUGAGAACUUCAAGCGCUGUUUCCGCGAGUUCUGUGUUCCCAGUCCAUCUGUGCUGGACCUCCAGAACUCCACACGCAGUAGGAACCCCCAGCGCGAGGGCCAGUCCAGCGGCCACACGGUGGACAGGUCGAAUCAGCAGGUAUGACUAGUCAUGGAAAUGUCAUCACUGGAGUCCCGCUGCCAGCCCAGUGUUGACAUGAGCUCGGAUGCCACACAGGUCACCACGGGUGUCUAACACCUUCACCUAUAGAAGCUCUUUAAGCGUCUUGCUAGCUUUUUCACAAUUUUGGUAUGGAGAAAGACUGUUGAAGUAGAUUUCGAUGUGAAGUACAAAAUAUAUUCUAGAUUACUGACCCCAAUAAGCUGAGCUUAUUUCACUAUCUGUGAUGUUCACAGCCAUGCAUCCAAUGUGUCCUUUAGUUUAGUCCAGCAUUCAAGAACUGGGUUUAUUCACUGUAUAGAGUUGCAUCUUAAGUCCCCUUUAACAUUUAAAUGUUACUUAAAAUGCUAGAUGGAUGAUUAUUUCAUGAUUGAUAAUAUUGUUUUAUUUGUAGGAAGAAGAAAAUGUAUGAACUCACAGAAAAUGUAAAUGAUGUAUUUAACAUAAAAUGACAAUUCUUCUAAAUGUUCAGCCUUAAGUGUAUCUGUCUUUGCCUUAAAUUGUACAGUAUUUAAAUUUUCAAUUGCUUUCAUGGCCAGCGAAGCGAUUUGGUUAAGCCGUCUUCGGUUAUGUUCCUUUGGAGUGAUUGAAAUUAAUCAUCAAAUGACUGUUAGAUGUGACGUGCGUACUGUGUCUCUGAUUUACCAUGGACUUCAUAGAAAAGCUGAACACAAUAACAAAAACGCCUCUUGCAACAAUGAAUCAUUUUCAUGCUUCAGUGGUGACAAAUGUAUUGUGCUUGUACUCUGAUGCAAAUCUCUUGUACUAAUGUAAAUGUCCAGUGUAAUUGUCUGUUUGUCACUCACAUUGAGACAUUCUGUCUAAAAAAGGAAAUGUUAAUUGCUCUAAAAUACCUUGAAGAUCCAUGUGCAGGUGUUUCUAUAAGUUUUGAUAUGCAGCAUCAUAAAUAAAUAAUUCACACUAAAAUAUGUGUUUGUAGUGAGAUGGCGCUGCGUAAUUAAAUUUGAUUAGAAGGUUAUGCAACUAUAA